AUGGCUCCUCCCGCCUUGAGGAGCCUCCUCAUCGGGGCCCUGGCAUGUCUUCCCGCCGUCGCGGUGGCACAGCGCAACUACUCGACCACCGCCGACAUGUUGCGAGCCCAGCUGACGCUGCUUGACGAUCGCCCCGCCGAUUGCCCUCCGUGCUUCAACUGUCUGCUUCCUGCCCACAAGUGUACUCAGUUCGCCGGCUGCAACGAUUUCACCGGAAAAUGCAACUGCCCCGAGGGCUUCGGCGGUGACGACUGCCUUGAACCACUAUGCGGCUCUCUUUCCCGUGGCGAUAACACCGACAGACCGAGGCGAACCGGCGACUUCUGUGAGUGCGACGACGGCUGGACCGGCAUCAACUGCAAUGUCUGCACCUCCAACAAGGCUUGCGACGCUCUCAUGCCUUCCCAGGAAGGUGGCGUCUGCUACCAGAAUGGCGAGGUCAUCAACCACAACUACCAACUCUGCGACGUCACCAACAAGAAGAUUACCGACCUCCUGGGAGACAAGCGCCCCCAGGUCACCUUCACAUGUAAGAAGGAGGAGGCCAACUGCGAUUUCCAGUUUUGGGUCGAGGAGCGCGAGUCCUUCUACUGCCAUUUGACCGAGUGCACGUCCGAUGCCGACAUCAACGAGAGCCAAAACAGCACCAGCUACAAGUGCGGCAAAAUCGACUGCAACUGCAUCUCCGAGCGCAUGCUUUGCGGUGAAAAUGGUUCCGUUGACAUUAGCGACUUCCUCGUCGAGGAGAUUAAGGGCCCCGCUGGGUUUGAAUGUCUUCAGAAGAACGGAGGCACCAACAACUGCAAGUUCACCGAACCGGCAAUGGACGAUCUCAUUCUGUCCUUGAUUGGCGACAGCAGCAUCCAACUGAGCUGCAGGUCCGGCGAGUGUCUGUACCAUACAGAAGUGCCUGGCUAUGAACGUCCCGUCAAGAAGAUCAACACGCCACUUAUUGCGAGUAUCAUCGCUGCCUGCUCUCUGUUCGUCGUCGCCGUCAUCCUCCUCACCUGGUACUUGUCUCGGAGACAGUUCAAGUACGGCGCAAUCACGCUGGACGAUUCGGACGACGAGAGCUUGAAGCUCAUGACGGACCACAAACCCGCCUCCUUGUACUUUGAGAAUGUGGCCUAUGAGCUCAACGGGAAGAGAAUCUUGAAUGGGAUUCAGGGUAUGGCCCAUCCCGGAGAGGUUACAGCCAUCAUGGGUGCUUCCGGAGCCGGCAAAACGACGUUCCUCGAUAUUUUGGCUCGGAAGAACAAGCGAGGCAAUGUCACUGGCGACUUCUUCGUCAACGGCGAAAAGGUCAACGACACCGACUACAGAAACGUCAUUGGUUUCGUCGAUCAAGAGGACACCAUGUUGCCGACCCUGACUGUACACGAAACCAUCUUGAAUAGCGCUCUCCUUCGUCUACCUCGCAACAUGGGCCGGGCCGCUAAGGAGCAGCGCGUAUUCGAAGUCGAGAAGCAGCUCGGUAUCCACCACAUUCGGGAUUCUCUCAUCGGCUCGGAGGAGGGCAAGGGACGAGGCAUCUCUGGCGGAGAGAAGCGCAGAGUUGGUAUCGCCUGCGAACUCGUCACCAGUCCCUCGAUUCUAUUCCUUGACGAGCCCACUAGUGGUCUUGACGCCUACAAUGCUUUUAACGUCAUCGAGUGCUUGGUCACGCUGGCAAAGAACUACAAGCGCACCGUUGUCUUCACCAUCCAUCAGCCGCGAUCCAACAUUGUUGCCCUCUUCGACAGACUAGUCCUCUUGGCCCGUGGAGGGGCUGUUUACUCUGGCCCCUUUUCUCAGUGUCAAGACUACUUUGACCGCAUUGGAUAUUCUUGUCCUCCUGGGUUUAACAUUGCCGAUUACCUUGUCGAUCUUACCAUGCACGCAGGCUCUACAACUUCCGAAGAUGAUGGCACUCUCAACGCCGAAGUUGCCAGCCUAGGCCCAAGCAGCACGACCGCAGUCAAGUCAAUCGCGAGCAUCCCUGGAAGCAUUGCCGAGGACAGCGGCGUUGAGUCCUCGUCUUCGCGACCCAAAAACAAGCGUCGAGAUUCGGUCAAGGUUCGACAAGAACGAGAACUGUUCACUCGUCGCAAGAACACAGUGGACACAGCAGCUUCUUCUGAUGCUGGUGGCGAGGAUGUUGGAUCUUACAAGUUGCAAAACCAGCCCGGCGGCUUCGUUCCCUCGAUCCACGUCGAAGACCCCCAUGACCUGCCUCCUGCUGCCUACAUCAGUACCGACCUGGAUAUGCUGAUUCGCUCCUUUGCCGAGUCAGACAUUGCGGGAUCCACGCAUGACGAGAUCCAGCAAUCCAUUACAGCUGCACAAGGCGCCAACGGUCGAAAUGCCAAUGGUUACAACCCAGAGGGCCCGAACAUCAACAUCAGUGCCAUCGGCAAGGGCUACGCUCGCGUAGGUCUCGGUCGGCAGUUCAUCAUCUUGUCUCAGCGAACAUGGAAGAACCUUUACAGGAACCCUAUUCUUAUGCUGACGCACUACGCCAUCGCCAUCCUCCUCGCUGUCCUCUCUGGCUACCUCUUCUACGGUCUGACCGACGACAUUCCGGGCUUCCAAAAUCGUCUUGGUCUAUUCUUCUUCCUGCUGGCACUCUUCGGUUUCAGCACUCUGACGAGUCUGAACGUUUUCGCUACCGAGAGACUUCUGUUUGUCCGCGAGAGGGCCAAUGGCUACUACCAUCCCAUUACGUAUUUCGCCGCCAAAAUUCUCUUCGAUAUCAUCCCGCUGCGCAUCGUUCCGCCCCUUAUUAUGGGUGCCAUUAUUUACCCCAUGACGGGUCUGGUUCCCGAUGCUGGCCACUUUUUCAAGUUCAUUUUGGUCCUGGUUCUCUUCAACUUCGCCGCUGCUGCAAUCUGCCUCUUCAUUGGCAUUAUCUGUAAGGAUGGUGGCGUUGCCAAUCUUAUUGGCAGCUUGGUCAUGCUCUUCAGCUUGCUUUUCGCCGGCUUGCUGCUCAACCACAAUGCCAUCCCCAAGGCCGCUCUCUGGCUUCAAGCCCUUUCAAUCUUCCACUACGGUUUCGAAUCGCUUAUUGUCAAUGAAGUUCUUCAACUUACUCUGGUCGACAAAAAGUAUGGUUUAGACAUCACGGUCCCUGGAGCAGCCAUUCUGAGCUCCUUUGGCUUCAACAACGACGCCUUGUGGACCGAUGUCAUCAGCCUAGGAUGCUUUGGAGUAGUCUUCAUCGUCUUGGCAUACUCUGCCAUGCACAUUCUUCUUGUCGAGAAGAGGUGA
This is a messenger RNA of Colletotrichum karsti, 3246 nucleotides long. Its product is annotated as ABC transporter. Gene Ontology annotation, cellular component: membrane. Lineage: Eukaryota; Fungi; Ascomycota; Sordariomycetes; Glomerellales; Glomerellaceae. Gene Ontology annotation, molecular function: ABC-type transporter activity; ATP binding; ATP hydrolysis activity. The transcript is spliced from 4 exons. Bases 1 to 3246 code for a protein of 1081 amino acids. The record is from RefSeq and is a predicted model, not a curated record.